Cololabis saira (Pacific saury) is the source of this 1473-nucleotide messenger RNA. RefSeq names its product SIN3-HDAC complex associated factor (gene sinhcaf). Gene Ontology annotation, biological process: negative regulation of cell migration. The transcript is spliced from 6 exons. The coding region runs from base 169 to 993 and encodes 274 amino acids. The record is from RefSeq and is a predicted model, not a curated record. NCBI's taxonomy places the organism in Eukaryota, Metazoa, Chordata, Actinopteri, Beloniformes, Belonidae.
AGUCUCAGCACGCGGCUCCGCUGUCAACAACACACCCCUCAAAAACACUAAACUAAUGUCCACCACCCCGUGAAACUCGGAUGUGAUUAAAAAAACACACUUUAGCACAAGAAACGAGGGUCAAAAGCGACUUUCAAAAAGGCAGACGCUGGAAAACUUCGCGCACAUAUGUUUGGCUUUCACAAGCCCAAAAUGUACAGGAGUUUGGACGGCUGCUGCAUCUGCCGUGCCAAGUCAUCCAGCUCUCGUUUCACGGACAGCAAGCGGUACGAGAAAGACUUCAGGAGCUGUUUUGGGUUGAGUGAAACGCGGUCUGGAGAAAUCUGCAACGCUUGCGUGCUCCUCGUGAAACGGUGGAAAAAGCUUCCUGUGGGAACCAAGAAAAACUGGAAUCAUGUUGUUGAUGCCAGAGGAGGCCCCAGCCUAAAGAUAACUUCUCGACCCAAGAAAAUAAAGUCUGUCACAAAGAAAGCACGGCCUAGCCAGAUCAUCAGGCUGCAGAAGGAGCUUAAACGAAACAAUUCAGAUGCCCACAGCACAACGUCCAGUGCCUCUCCUGCUCAGUCUCCAAGCUACAGCAACCUGUCAGACGACGGUUCUGACAGCGAACUGAGCCCAGGAUCCAGCCGCUCCCCGGUUUUCUCAUUUCUGGACCUGACAUAUUGGAAACGGCAAAAGGUGUGCUGUGGAAUAAUCUAUAAGGGCCGCUUCGGGGAGGUGCUCAUCGACCCACAUUUGUUCAAACCCUGCUGCCGCAAGAAGCAGCGGCAGCAGGAGCAGCAACAGGAGGAUGAGGAAGAGGAUGAGGAAGAGGAGGAGGAAGAGGUGGAGGUAGAGGAGGGCCAAGUGGGGGUGGAAAAAGCCCAGACGGAAGAGGAAGUGAAGGAGACGCCUCAGUGUGAGGAAAAUGCUGAGCCUGCUAAGCUGUGCAUCCCCGUGACAUCACCUCCAGCCAAGAGCGAGGCCGUGGCCGUGAUGGAGGAAGGCUGGUAAAGUUUCAACGCCCCGUUCUGGACAUCUCUGAAGACAUCUGGGCUGCUGUUCUGUUUUGUUUAUUUUUGUUUCGUCUUUUUUGAGGACUUACAGAAAGAAGUCGCCUCAGAUUGCCUUCAUUCAUAAAGCAGCUAAAAAUCAUUCAGUCUUCUCCACCAUAACGUUGGAAGAUUGUGUAUAAUGUUUAAAUGGUAACUUAUGGACUUUGUGUUUCAUUUUGUUUCUCUUUUUGUUCCUGUAUUUAAUAUUUUUUAACCAUCCUGACGAUGGACCAUCAUCUGUGGUGUUAUUGAUCUACUUAGGAUGAAAUGCUGGAGCUCUGGUUUGCUGGUACAUUUAACUUACUUUAUUCCAAAACGCAAUAUGUCCACUUUUUUUUACCAAGAAAGGUGCUACUUGAAACUCAUGACUCAACAUUUCCACCACACAGCUAAACCUGUUGUCCCUUUGCAAGCAUAAAUGUUGACUAAUGUUGCGAUA